Messenger RNA from Aspergillus udagawae, 1173 nucleotides. RefSeq lists its product as uncharacterized. The transcript is spliced from 6 exons. The record is from RefSeq and is a predicted model, not a curated record. Lineage: Eukaryota; Fungi; Ascomycota; Eurotiomycetes; Eurotiales; Aspergillaceae. The coding region runs from base 1 to 1173 and encodes 390 amino acids.
AUGUCGCUCCACAGCCCGCCGCCUCAGUAUGGCACGGACAAGUCCCCUCCGUCCUACGAUGAGCUUAUGGCACGCGUCGAAGCCGAAGUCGGGAAAGAUCCGACCCCAGAAAAAUAUCUUCAAGUUGUCGGAAGCUUGAAUGACCAAGAAAUUGACAUCCUAGCCGAUAGCUCAGGAGAGGGAUUCCCUCCUGUCGAAAGCGAAGAAGACCUGAAGGCGCUGAAGCGAACCUUGGCACGGGAAAUGCAGAGUGAUUUCCUCAAGGCCAGCGCUAAGGCCAGCGCCACAGAGGCCACAGAGGCCGCUGUGCGACUCUAUCGGAUUUUUGAUAAGAUCCUUCAAAAGAUCAUAGAGCUAGAUGCAAUUGAGGUUUCAGGGUUCGAGCCAGAGAUGAGGGGGUACCUUCUGGAAUACGACGCGAUUCUUCAGCUGGCAGGUCGGGUUGCCUUAGACAUGGAGCCCCUGGGUGAACACUUCGAUAAAAUGCUUUUGCCAGUAUGCUACAACGACAAGGUCUCCAAGGAAGCCAAAAGACAGCUGGUGGACAACUUCCUCAAGGACACAGCGCAACAGGAAAAGGACGCUAGAGAGGCACAAAAGCGAAUCAGAGAGUUAAAGGAAAAUUUCAACAGAUUUGUCGCCAAAUUCGACGAUUGGGGGAAGGAUAAAGAGGGAGAGCUCCUGGAAGAGAUCAAACAACUUCAAAGAGAUAUCCAGGGCCUCCGUCAGGACAUUCUGAAGGUUGAAAAAGAGAUUGAAGACCUGCAAUUCGUCAUGAAAUUGGUUUCCAGCUUGUCGCUCAUUGGCUUACUCUUCGGUGGCUGGACCGCCCUGAUCAUCGGGUUGGUAGGCGUGAUUGGGGUUGCAGCAACGGCCGCAGCCAUCUCAGCGAAGCAAGAGAAGAUCAAGCGAUUGAAUAAAGAGAUUUUAGCCAAGGAGGGCAAGAUCCAAGAAAAGGAACAAGAGAUCAAACUUAUCCAGGAAGCCCGGUCAAUGCUGACCACCUUGCGGGACUCGAAUCUCGACACCAUCUCGGCCGAUAUCCUUCUCGUGGAUAAUUUCUGGCAGAGAAUGAGAGCGGACACCUUCGCUCUCCUUGAUUACGUGGAAGACGGUACAGCGGUGAGAAACAGUUUUCCUUCUCUGCGGGUCUUGCUGAAGUCCGGUGAUUAA